Osmia bicornis bicornis is the source of this 536-nucleotide messenger RNA. RefSeq names its product cytochrome c oxidase assembly factor 8 (gene Coa8). Lineage: Eukaryota; Metazoa; Arthropoda; Insecta; Hymenoptera; Megachilidae. Gene Ontology annotation, biological process: intrinsic apoptotic signaling pathway. Bases 29 to 493 code for a protein of 154 amino acids. The transcript has 3 exons. The record is from RefSeq and is a predicted model, not a curated record. Gene Ontology annotation, cellular component: mitochondrion.
UGUUAAACAUGUGUUAUACGUAUAAGAAAUGGCUGGAAUAUGUAAUUACAUACAAGUAAAACAUUGUAAUAAAGCAGUCAGGUUGUUUAGCACAAAAGUAUCUUCUAACCUAAAAGCUCCUACGCAAGCUGACCUAAUUGGACCACCUGACCCAGUUUCGAAUUUAAGACCCAUAAUAUUUGCAAGAUCUAAAAAUGAAAGUAACUUAGAGAAGAAAUACAGGGAAGCCAGAGAAGAUACGCAGCUUUGGAAUGAACAUUUCUGGAAAAAGCAUAAUACGAGUUUUAUACAAGAAAGGAAACAAUUUCAAAAAGACCUGAAGGCACAAGGAAAAGAGUCAAUUACUGCAGAUGACAUGUCAGUAUUUUAUAAAGAAUUUUUAGACAAAAAUUGGCAAACUCAUUUAAACUAUAAUAUUGCCUGGUAUAAAAGGAACCUUAAAUUAUUAUUUCUUGAAAUAAGGGUACGACUUGCUAAAUUAAAAUUUAAGUAAUAUAUAUAGAAGUGUUCAAUAAAUAUAUGGUUUAAUUACAUUA